Helianthus annuus (common sunflower) is the source of this 5259-nucleotide messenger RNA. RefSeq lists its product as uncharacterized. Gene Ontology annotation, molecular function: DNA helicase activity. The transcript is spliced from 14 exons. Gene Ontology annotation, biological process: DNA repair; telomere maintenance. Lineage: Eukaryota; Viridiplantae; Streptophyta; Magnoliopsida; Asterales; Asteraceae. Bases 1 to 5259 code for a protein of 1752 amino acids. The record is from RefSeq and is a predicted model, not a curated record.
AUGUUUUCAAAAUCUCAUGAUGUCUCUUCUGAGUGUUUUAACAAUGCAUCUUUCAGUAGCAUUGAUGUUUUAUGGGAGACAACUAAGCCAAAGUCUCUUAUCAUAUUCGGUAUCAUCAAGAACAUAUUUACUGGUUUUGGUUGGUACUACAUGACAUGUCCAACGUGUUUGCAUGAGGCUACUAUGGAGAUUGAGGAAUAUCUUCCACUUGAUGGUUCUUUUGAUUCUAAGAAAUAUGAAGUUUAUCACUGCUCUAACUAUGAAUGUUUUGAACACAUCAUAAAACCUCUUCCGAAAUUUAAGAUCAAAAUUGAAGUUGAGGACGAUACUGAUUCAACUCAUCUUAUAUUAUUUCAUGAUCAAGCUGUACAGGUUUUGAAUAAAUCUGCUGCUGAAUUGCUAAAAGAUAAUGAAUCGAUCGAUGAAUAUUUAACAUUUCCAAAGGAGAUUAAAUCUUUGGUUGGGAAGUUGUUUGCUUAUAAGAUUCAAGUUACCCAUGAAAAUAUCGAAAAAUUUGAUGAAGUUUAUGAUAUCACUGCGAUAAGCAGCGAUUAUUCUGUUAUUUCCCAUGUUAAAAAGAGCCUUUUGACUAAACAGGAGGAGAAUAUCGCAAAAGGUAAACGUAAUCUCUAUGAGCUGUACGACGUUGAUCCAGCAUUUCCGAGUUGUUCUACAAAGCGUCCUAUUAUCAGAACUCCUCUUUCAGAUAUCUCAAAUGUUGAUUCACCUGCUGAAAGACGUAAGCUUCGAAAAAUAAUACUUGAUAACAAGAGAUCAAAGAAAUCGUCAUCAUCAACAAAUGUUCCUAACAUAUUGCCUGAGAACAUAAGUUCGCUGCAGUCUUCUAAUAAUAACAAGAGAUCAAAGAAAUCGUCAUCAUCAACAAAUGUUCCUAACAUAUUGCCUGAGAACAUAAGUUCGCUACAGUUUUCUAAUAAUAACAAGAGAUCAAAGAAAUCAUCAUCAUCAUCAACAAAUGUUCCUAACAUAUUUCCUGAGAACAUAAGUUCGCUGCAGUCUUCUAAUAAUAUUGAUCGCAAUAUAUACUCCUUUUCUCCUCAUAGAAGUAUAAACCAUACAAGUUCAUUAGUUUCAACCAUAACAGAUAACUCCAGAACCAAAUCCACACCGUCAAAUGAAAAUUGUCGAUAUUCCAUUUCUCCUCGCAUCAAUAUUAGUAACAAUCAAGUGGUAUUUGGUACUACUUCUACAAUUACAAGGUUGUCUUCUGGUAAACGUAAGCUUGAGCACAAGAAACGUGAUACCACUCCUAUACCUAUGGUUAAUUUGGAUUCCGAUGAAGAUGAUGUUGUUUUAGUUAGAGUGGACGACCCUUAUAAAGGGGUAUCUAAAGAUUAUUUGGACCAUGGUGACCAAGUUCUUACAUGCCAAAUCUGUAGUGCAAAGUUAUGGACAUCAGAAGGUGGAAAAGGUCGAAUAACUAUUAAUAAGCUGUGUUAUGGUAUGUGUUUUGGGUAUGGUAAAGUUGAGCUACCGCCUUUAAAGGAUGCGCAUCCGUCUUAUCAAAAUUUGUUUUCUUCCACAAAUGAAAAAAGCAAGUUUUUCCAGAAGAAUAUUAGACGAUACAACUCUAUGUUCUCUUUUACAUCUAUGGGUGGAAAGGCUGAUUCUACUAUUAACAAGGGCAGCGCUCCAUUUAUAUAUCGUAUAAGUGGCCAAAACUAUCAUUGCAUCGGUAGUCUUAAACCUUCUAAUGGAAAUCAACCUCAGUUUUGUCAGCUAUACAUAUAUGACACUGAAAAUGAAAUAACAAACAGACAGACAUUAUUCGGGAAAACAAGCAAACCUUCGUCCUCUAAUGAUAAAGAGCUUGAUGUUGAAAUGAUACAGUAUUUGAGGAAUUUAUUAGAUUCAGAAAAUAUGUUGGUUAAGACAUAUAGGAUGGUCAGAGACCAUUUUCACGAAUCCCCAGAGGCCAACCUUAAACUCCGUCUUAUGUAUAAAAGAGAAAAAGAUGGCAGAAUAUAUAACUUACCAACCACGUCUGAAAUUGCUGCUUUGGUUGUCGGAGACAUAGAUAAAGCUAUAGAUCAUCGUGAUAUUCUUGUGGAGACUCAGUCUAGAAUGCUCCAGCGUAUUAGUGAAUUACAUCCAUCAUAUCUUGCUUUGCAAUAUCCGUUGCUAUUCCCAUAUGGUGAUGAUGGAUAUAGAAUUGAUAUUCCCCAUAGAGAUUUCAUUGCGACACAAAAGAAAAUAAAGCCAAAGUGCACCAUGAGAGAAUUUUUUAAGCAUAAAGCUAAAGGUAAACAAACUUUAAAAGACACUGGAAAGGCUGUUAUACUACCUUCUUCAUUUACUGGAGGUGCAAGAUUCAUGCAACAAAACUACCUUGAUGCAAUGGCCUUAUGUAAGUCGUUUGGGUAUCCAGAUUUCUUCAUAACUAUAACUUGUAAUCCAAAAUGGCCAGAAGUAAAGAGAUUUCUAAAAGAUUCCACCAUCAAAGCUGAAGACAGGCCUGACAUAUUGUGUCGAUUGUUUAAAAUUAAGCUUGAUUCCAUACUCAAAGAUUUGAAGGAUUCCAAUUAUCUCGGUGAGAUUAAUGCUGUUGUUUAUACGGUAGAAUUCCAGAAGCGUGGUCUUCCUCAUGCACAUAUAUGCUUAUUUAUGAAUGUCGAUCACAAACUUCCUACUGUAGAUCACAUAGAUCCAUUCAUAUCCGUUGAGAUUCCUGAUAAAAAUGAAGAUCCGGAACUUUAUUCCUUGGUAAGUGAUUAUAUGAUUCACGGUCCAUGUGGAAAUGCUAAUUUGAAUUGUCCUUGCAUGGUUGAUAAAAGAUGUUCAAAAAACUUUCCAAAGAAAUUUUCACCACAUAAAACUGUUGAUUCAAGUGGUUUCCCUGUAUACCGAAGACGAGAUUCCGGUCACACAGUUAUAAAAUCUGGUGUUAGUUUGGACAACAGAAGCGUUGUUCCAUAUAACAAAAGGCUUCUAAAAAGAUAUCAAGUACACAUCAAUGUAGAAUGGUGUAAUCAAUCUGGUUCAGUUAAAUAUUUGUUCAAGUACAUUAAUAAAGGCCCUGAUAUGGCUACUGCGGUUGUUUCUGGUGUUCCAAAUCCAACCAUUAAGGAUAAGCCAAAAGAUGAGAUCAUGGAAUAUUAUGAUUGCAGAUAUAUUUUAGCUUGUGAGGCAUCAUGGAGAAUAUUCUCAAACGAGGUUCAUUAUAGGUAUCCUGCAGUUAUGAGGCUUCCCUUUCAUAUGCCGGGUCAACAGAAUGUUGUAUAUGGUGCGGAUGACGAUAUUGAUAAUGUUUUAAGCAAGCCUUCUGUUGCUUCUUCAAUAUUUGUUGAAUGGAUGAAAUUAAACGAGUCAAAUGAAAAUGCUAGAAAGUUGACUUAUGUCGAGUUUCCUUCCAAAUUUGUUUGGAAACCUCAAGAUAGAUCUUGGCAGGUACGUAAGACGUACCAAACUGUUGGUCGUAUACAUUCUGUGUCUCCUGAAUUAGGCGAACCUUAUUUUUUGAGGAUACUUCUGAAUAAAGUUAGAGGUCCUAGAUCCUUUGAGGAAAUACGUACUGUUAACGGUCAGUUAUUCCCGACUUUUAGAGAUGCUUGCUAUGCAAUGGGGCUCUUAGAUGAUGACAAUGGAUAUGUUGAGGCCAUUAAAGAAGCAAGUUUUGAAGGACAUGCUGGGUAUCUCCGACCGUUAUUUGCUACCUUGCUGUUGUCAAAUACACUUUCACGACCAGAGUUUGUGUGGGAGAACACGUGGAAAUACUUAGCAGAUGAUAUUUUAUACAGACGUCAAAAAGAAACAAAUAUUCAAGGUUUACUUCUUCCUGAACAUCAAAUUAAAAACCUUACUUUGUUGGAAAUUGAAAAAUAUUUACUUUCGAAUGGUUCGUCGUUACGAGGAUUUAACACGAUGCCUUUCCCUGAUGAUGAUUCGUUACGUGAUGCUACUAAUCGUCUAAUCAAUGAAGAGCUAUCACAUGACGUAGAUCAAGUACAAGCUGAAUUUAAUAAUUUGCACCAAUGUUUGACAGAUGAACAACGAUCUGUUUUUGACGAAAUAAUGGCGGCAGUUGCAAGCCGUAAAGGAGGGUUAUUUUUCGUCUAUGGUUACGGUGGAACUGGAAAAACGUUUUUAUGGAAGACUUUGUCUUCAGCAGUUCGAUGUAGAGGUGAGAUAGUUUUAAAUGUUGCUUCAAGUGGCAUUGCUUCGUUAUUACUUUCUCGUGGAAGGACAGCCCAUUCUCGCUUCCAUAUCCCAAUUAAUCUCACUGAAGAUUCCAUGUGUCAUAUUAUGCCAAAUAGUGAUAUCGCGAAAUUAUUAAAGGAAACUCAAUUGAUCAUAUGGGACGAAGCAUCGAUGGUCCAUAAACAUGCCUUUGAAGGUUUAGAUAGGACGAUGUCUGACGUAUUUUCUGACGGUAGGAGUAUUCGUUCUGAUGUUCCGUUUGGAGGGAAAGUUUUUGUAUUUGGCGGUGACUUUAGACAAAUCCUACCAAUUAUUCCUAAUGGUACUAGACAACAAAUAGUUUGUGCUUCUUUAAGCUCUUCAUAUAUAUGGUCAAAGUGCAAACUGUUAAGGUUGACUAAAAACAUGCGCCUAACAAUUGGAGCUGAAAGUUCUGAUAUGGACUCUAUCAGGGAUUUUGCGAAAUGGCUGCUUGAUAUUGGUGAAGGUAAGUUGGGAGAUGAUAACGAUGGUGAAGCAAUUAUUCAGAUACCAGAUGAUCUAUUAAUCACCGAUAAUUCUGAUCCAAUACAAAGCUUAAUUGACUUCGUCUACCCUUCAAUUAUGGAACAAUUUCGGAAUCCUGGUGAUGCUAAAGAGUAUUUGAGUUCCGAUAGCAUAUGUCAAACUAAACAAAUGCUUGAUUCAUUUCAAGAAGGUUUAUACUCAACAGAGAACUUGAAUGCUCUUAAGAUUUCUGGCUUGCCUAAUCAUAGAUUAGUUCUUAAAGUUGGUGUUCCUGUCAUGCUUCUCCGAAACAUCGAUCAACAAAAAGGUUUAUGUAACGGUACAAGGCUAAAAAUUACUUUUCUAGGCAAACGGGUAAUAAAAGCUGAAGUGAUAUCUGGCGAUUGUUUUGCCAUGACAAUUAACAAGAGUCAAGGACAAUCCUUAUCAAAAGUUGGUCUGUAUUUGAAAGAUCCUGUGUUCACUCAGUUGUACGUUGCAUUAUCAAGGGUCAAGACCAGAGAAGGAGUUAAAAUAUUGAUAUUCGAUGCCGAUGGAAAACCAACAAAUAAGACGUCUAAUGUCGUCUAUAAAGAAGUCUUUGGUAGCUUAUAA